This is a messenger RNA of Canariomyces notabilis, 2016 nucleotides long. RefSeq names its product actin-like ATPase domain-containing protein. The record is from RefSeq and is a predicted model, not a curated record. The coding region runs from base 1 to 2016 and encodes 671 amino acids. Gene Ontology annotation, cellular component: SWI/SNF complex; RSC-type complex. NCBI's taxonomy places the organism in Eukaryota, Fungi, Ascomycota, Sordariomycetes, Sordariales, Chaetomiaceae. The transcript has 3 exons. Gene Ontology annotation, biological process: regulation of transcription by RNA polymerase II.
AUGUCGAGCCAAACUGGCAAAUGGCGCGAGGAGCAAGUCCUCAUCAUAUGCCCCGGCAGCCAGACCACGCUGGCACAGCUUGGGUGCAAUGAACUGACACCACCAGCCCACCGUUUCCCCACGCGAAUGUUUAAAGAUGAGGACUCGGACGGCUGGCGACCACACUACACCUACAAGCGUAAGAAGGAGGGGGGGACCACAGGUGACGAAUGGGAAUACGUCGAGGAUAUAGACUCGAUCGAAGGCGCCGUGUACCCCAUUCAGGCCGGGCGCAUCGUAAACAUGGAGGCUUUCCUCGCCUUCCUCGAGCACGUCCACGGUCAACUGACAAGUACCUACCACAACACGCCGAUUAUGCUCAUGGCCUCGCCGCAAUGGACGCGCCCCGAUUGUGAGGCCAUCGCUCGAUACAUCUUCGAGAAAACCAAAACCCCCGCGCUGUGCCUGAUCCACAGCGGAAUCGCGACGCAGUACGGCCUCAAAUGGCCCAACAUGACGGUUGUCGAUGUCGGCUACGAGAAGGUGGACGUGACGUGCAUCUACGAUGGCCGGGUCGUGUCGUACAAGAGCGUCGGCCCCUCUCCCGGUGUCGAGCACGAGAUUAGUGGCGGUGAGGUAUUCACGCGCCGGUUAUUGAAGCUGCUUGAGUCACAGGGGUUCGACUAUGACAUGGCCGAGCAGCUGAAGAAGAGCCCCAUCUGCGAGGUGCUACCGUAUUCGCCCGAAAGCCCCGAGCUGAUGGACUUGCCGGUCGAGACUGGGUCAGUCGUGCCGGCGCCGACCAGCGAAGGCCCGAAAAUUGUGGAGCCGCCGCGGACAUACGCCCCGAUAGAUCCAGACGACACUGGCGUAAAUGGCGACGUUAAGGAAAUCGAGGAAGAUGGCGUUCUAGAUGUUGCCAAUAUCGUCGCCAGUGGCCAGACAAGAGAGUUUCUCGCCAAGAAGGAAAAGGAGAAGGCGGAGAAAGCCAAGAUGGGGAGGAAGGGAAAAGAUAAAGAAGGCGCCGAUGCAGGCGGGGCAAAACCGCUCAGGCUUCCGAAUUCGAAAAGAGUCAAGAACCUAUUCCACUACGAGGAGCUAGUGACGGAGGACGUUCCAGUCGCACCCGCGCCCAAAGAGAACGGCGCCAACGAGGUUGUCAUGACCGACGCUGCCUCGACAACAGCAGCUCCAACGGGAGACACAACUGGGACCGAGCCAAAGACAGAAACGUCCGAUGAACAGCAACCGCAACCCGCCGACGACGCUCCCACGUCCGAGACAGCCCCAACAACAUCCGGACGAGUAAGCCGCCGGGUGCGCCGCGACAUUGAGGUUGGCCUGGAGCGCUUCCAGUUUGCGGACCGCCAGGAGAUAGACCGCAUUGUCACGGCCAUCUACCGCGCUGUGCAGGGCAUCGACGAUAUGUACAUGCGCCCGGGCUGCUGGGAAAACAUCGUCUUCGUGGGCAACGGCGCGCGCAUCCGCGGUCUGCGCGACAAUAUCAUGCAGACCCUCCAGGCGCGCCACCUUGUUUCCCCGAGUUCGGCCACCAUGUUCACCUCAGAACUGCCCUCCAACAUGGGCACCCCUUCAGGCACAGGAUCCCAGACGCCCACCAGCUCGUUUGCCGGUGGCGGUCAGAUACCCACCAGCAGCAGCGUCAACCCCCUCCUGCAGGCGGCCACGACGGCUAGCUUGCAAGUCCCAGGAGGUGUCGGCGGCGGGGUCGGCGGUGCCGGCUCCAGUAUUGGCGGCGACGCCGGCGGCGGUAGCGGCGCGACGAGCCACCAUUUCCACAGCCAGACGCCGACCAAUAUACGGUUGGCGCCACUGCCGGCUUAUUUGAGCGACUGGUCAAAGCAUGGCUUCGAGGAGGCCAUGUUUUUGGGGGCGCAGGUUGCCGCGCGGCUGGCAUUUUGUAUACAUAACCUUGACGCACAGGGCUUGGAAAGUCAAAGGCUGAUGAGCCUGAGUCGGGUGGAUUACAAUGAGCUGGGCCCUAGGGGCAUCAGAUCGCAUUCCAUGCUGGGAUGA